Harpia harpyja (harpy eagle) is the source of this 2212-nucleotide messenger RNA. RefSeq names its product inverted formin-2-like. The record is from RefSeq and is a predicted model, not a curated record. The transcript is spliced from 12 exons. Bases 1 to 1215 code for a protein of 404 amino acids. NCBI's taxonomy places the organism in Eukaryota, Metazoa, Chordata, Aves, Accipitriformes, Accipitridae.
AUGCCGACAUUGAAGAUGAAGGUGUUUCACUGGCAGAAGCUCCCCUUCGACGUAGCAAGACACAGUCGCUCCAUGUGGGCCAUGAUGCCAAACAGCAGCAGGGAGCUUGUAGAGCCUGACUACGCAAGCUUGGAGCUACUUUUCUCUGUCCCGCCAACAGCACCUAAGGAGAAAAUGGGGCCAAAAAUAAAGAAAACAAAAGAGAUCACAUUCAUAGAUCCAAAGAAAAGCCUCCUUCUGAGUAUAGUUCUGAAGCAAUUUAAGUGCUCCAAUGAAGAGAUUGUUAACAUGAUUCAGAAAGGGGAUAGAUCCAAGCUGGAUGCUGAGAUACUGAAGCAGCUACUUAAACUGCUGCCUGAAGACCAUGAGAUAAAUAGCCUGAAAUCUUUCAAAGAAGAAAAAUCAGAACUAGCAAAUGCAGAUCAGUUUUAUCUCCAUCUCUUCGAAGUUCCUAGCUACCAGUUGCGGAUUGAAUGUAUGCUGAUUUGUGAGGAAACAACGGUUCUGCUGGAGUGUCUGUGGCCAAAAGCACGAGCUAUCAGGACAGCCUGUGAAACACUUCUUACCAGUCACCGACUGCCAGUUUUCUGCCAAUUGAUUCUUAAAGUUGGAAACUUUCUGAACUAUGGGCGUCACACUGGAGAUGCUGGAGGUUUUAAAAUUAGUGCCUUGCUCAGACUAACAGAAACAAAAGCAAACCAAAACCACAUUACUCUGCUUCACCAUAUUUUGGAGGAGGUCGAAAAAACCCACACAGAUCUGCUGCAGCUUCCCAGCGAUCUUGACUUUGUUUCCAAGGCAGCAGGAAUCCACUUUGAUGUUAUGCGGGCUGAGGCAAGUGCCAAUUUGAAGAAACUGUUGGAAAUAGAGAAGCGUUUAUUUUUGUCAACAGACGAUUUAAAAACACAGCAUGCAAAAUCUCUUCAAGGCAGUCUCGAUGCUUCAAAGGACCUGCAGAAGGAGUUUGCCACCAUUGAAAAGAAAAAGGAAGAACUUGCUGAUUAUCUUUGUGAAGACCGAAAAAAAUUGUCUUUGGAAGAUUUAUUUAGCACAAUGACAACCUUCAGAGAGCUCUUCCUCAAGGCCUUACAGGAAAAUCAAGACAGGAAGGAGCAAGCUGCAAAGUCUGAGAAAAGGAAGAAACAGCUUAAAGGAGAAGAUGCAAAGAGGCUAAAAGGAGAGUAUGGAAAGAGCGGUACAUUAAACAAAAAUUAAUUCUGGUUUUAUUAGCCAGUCUUUUGUUAAUUAGGAUGAAAAUAUCUGUUUAGUUGCAGCUAAUCUAAUACAAUGAGAGUGACUUAGCCAUGGAUGAUGUAGUUGUCAAGCAGAUAGUAUAGUAAGACAUCAAUUUUCAAGUGCAUGUGAAUGCUUGGAAGAAAUCAUGAUAGGGAUGUUAUAAAAAAAGUCACUCCCAACGAGCAAGUUGCUACCAUUUUGCUUAGAGGUGGGUGAUACCCUGCUAUUGCUCUGAAUAGUUGUUUGAAGACUUUUAGGGGCAUAGAAAGUUACACAUACUUGAACUUCAAGCUGCGCUGUGUCACUGUAGUAGGCAAGUUGUGUCACGUGUUACUGUUACCAGAACGUUUGCUUUUUUCUGAUUAGACGUCUGAUUCCUUCAAGCAGUUAUGAGUGUGCUUAAAGGAGCGUCUGUGCUUUGCUGAAGAACAGCUGAUUGACAUAAAUGUAGAAAAGCGUUUGUUGUGCUGGCCUACCUGGCUGUGAAGCGUUUCUAGUGGUAACACUGGCAUGUGUGUAUUUUAAAAUUUUAUUUUGGCAAAUACUUGACAUCGACUUUUCUUGAAGAUUUCUGCCAAUAACAUUUGGUUAUGAUUCUUGAUUCUUCAGAGAACCACUGCAAAAAUGGCAUUAGUAAAUCUGAGUUCGUGUAAAUAUUACACUAGAUGCUUAUCCCUUGGAAGACUUUUUUUCCUUGUAUCUGGUGUCUAAAUAAAUGGCAUUCUUUUAGCUCCUCUUUCACAGUUACUCAUCCUUAGAAAUACAUUUUAAAAAUACGUAAGAUUCACUGAAAACUGACCAAAGCGAAGUUUUCAAUAUUGUCUUGACAAGCUGUACUGCAAAAGUUCUACAUACUUUGCAAUCGUAACAUGCUUAAUGUAAAGCUGCAGAUUAAAACAAUAAACCUUUUUCCUGUAAAUACAGAAAAGUAACUUAGUAUAUGGUAAAAUAAAAUUAUAAAGUGACAUUCAGCAGC